This is a messenger RNA of Alligator mississippiensis (American alligator), 675 nucleotides long. RefSeq names its product DLA class II histocompatibility antigen, DR-1 beta chain-like. The transcript has 3 exons. Lineage: Eukaryota; Metazoa; Chordata; Crocodylia; Alligatoridae. The coding region runs from base 1 to 675 and encodes 224 amino acids. The record is from RefSeq and is a predicted model, not a curated record. Gene Ontology annotation, cellular component: membrane; MHC class II protein complex. Gene Ontology annotation, biological process: immunoglobulin production involved in immunoglobulin-mediated immune response; peptide antigen assembly with MHC class II protein complex; positive regulation of T cell activation. Gene Ontology annotation, molecular function: MHC class II protein complex binding.
AUGCCGGGGGCCGGGAGGCGCUGGGCUGGGGCUGUGCUGGUGACACUGGCGGUGCUGGGACCCCACGUGGCUCGUUGCACGGAGCCCCCAGAGCAUUUCAUGUACCAGGGCAAGCACGACUGUCUCUACACCAACGGCACCCAGCGCGUGAGGUAUCUGGACAGGCACGUCUGGGACCGGCAGCAGUUCAUGCACUUCGACAGCGACGUGGGCGUGUACGUGGCCGACACGGAGCUGGGGGAGCCUGCCGCCAAGUACUGGAACAGCCAGAAGGACGUGCUGGAGAACAGACGGGGCGCAGUGGACACGUUCUGCCGACACAACUACGGGGUGUUGGAGAACUUUAUCAACACGCGCAAAGCGAAGCCCAAAGUGAAAGUUUCCCCAACAAAAUCAGGGGCCCAGGCCCACCCAGACACACUGAUUUGCUCCGUGACGGGGUUUUACCCCGGCGGGAUCGAGGUGAAAUGGUUGAAGAACGGGCAGGAGCAGACGGCCGGAGUGGUGUCCACGGAGCUGAUGCAGAACGGAGACUGGACCUUCCAGAUCCUGGUGAUGCUGGAAAUGACCCCCCGGAGCGGGGACGUCUACACCUGCCAGGUGGAGCACAGCAGCCUGCCAGGCCCCAUCACCGUGCUCUGGGGUAAGGAACUGGGAGCCUGGGGCAGCCCCUGA